Molecule: messenger RNA, 610 nt
Organism: Drosophila erecta
Lineage: Eukaryota; Metazoa; Arthropoda; Insecta; Diptera; Drosophilidae
Exons: 3
Coding region: 179-439 (86 amino acids)
Source: RefSeq, a predicted model, not a curated record
GAAUACCACUCUCCAGACUGUCAUUUACAGUUAUGUGCGCACAUUAGCACCGAAAAAUGUAUAAAAUAUUAAAAUCUAAUUGCUACAGUUUUUACCGCCACAACUCUUCCCCUGCCAUUUUUUGCCAUUCACCACGCACAUAAUAACAAACUAACACGCGGAGCUCUCGACAUAAGCAAUGGAAAUUAAAUCCAAGAAAUCGAAGCACGACAAGAAGUCCAAGGCGCCCAAGGAAUCGUCUGUUUCGCUUAAACUGACCGCUUUGCAUAGGAAGCAAAAGGAAGUCUCCCGCGUGCUCACCCUAAAACAGGAUAUAUUGGUUAAAUCGGCAGUAUCCUAUCUGGAAUAUCAGGAGAUUCGGGCUGAAAUCGAGCGACUCAACGGCUUAAAGGAGUUGUUCUCGCGUCGCGCUGAUAAACUGAAACAGCAGGACAAAUAGCUUAGUCGAUUUACUUAAGGGGAUAUUUAAGUGUAAUGAAGUCUUUCAUAAAAUGUGGCAGUCAUACCAUUAUUGAAAAUGUUUUGUGCAUUCAUACAUUUUUUGUAUGAAUAUAUCAUACAUUAACUUUUAUUGAUUUAUGAAUAUAGUCUAAUCUGAUCCAUAACUAAA